GCAACGAAACCGUCACGUGUAGCGGACAAAAAAAUAAAAUGGAAGGGAGAAGAAGUAGUAGUUGAAACUCGAAAGCUGAAUCAUAGAUUCUUCUUCCGAUUGCGAAACCCUUUGUUGAAAUUUAUGAUCAAUACAAUAGCGUAGAAGAAAGAAAGAAACACGAGAUAGAUUGAUUGAUAGUAGUUGGAGUGUGAGGUGAAAGGUGAAUCACAAACCCUAAUUCAAUCCUCUCCUCUCCUCAUCAGAGAGAGAGUGACUGUGAGAAGCAAACAUAGGUGUGUGCGUCUCCAAACCCCGCGGGUCUGUUCGGAGAGGCUCUCCGGCGGAGGUGGUGGUUCACUCCGAACCUCCACAACCUCCGGGAUCUCCCAACAUGAAGACCCUCUUCAAAACCAAGCCCCGCACCCCUUCUGAAUUGGUUCGUCAUACCAGAGAUCUUCUUCGACUCCUUCAACAAACCAAGCUCGAUGACAAGCAAAUGCCCGAGUUGAAUAGAAAUAUCAGGGACAUAAAGACAAUUCUUUAUGGAAAUAAUGAAUCUGAACCCGUCCCUGAAGCUUGUGCGCAAUUGACUGAGGAGUUCUUUAAGGGAGACACCUUGCAACUCAUCGUUCAAUGUCUUCCAAAUUUGAACUUGGAGGCCAGAAAAGAUGCCACUCAAGUUGUGGCAAAUUUACAGAGGCAACAAGUUCAGUUCAAGCUGAUUGCGGCUGAUUACUUGGAGAAAAAUAUGGAUAUUAUGGAUGUUUUGAUAACCGGCUAUGAAAACACAGACAUGGCUUUACACUAUGGUGCAAUGUUGAGGGAGUGCAUAAGACACCAGAUUGUUGCAAAAUAUGUUCUGGACUCUCCGCAUAUAAAGAGGUUUUUUGACUACAUACAAUUUCCAAAUUUCGACAUUGCUGCAGAUGCCGCAGCAACUUUUAAGGAACUCAUGACUAGACAUAAAUCUACUGUAGCUGAAUUCCUUUCUAAGAAUUUUGAAUGGUAUUUUGAUGAAUAUAACUCUAAGCUGUUGGAAUCUUCCAACUAUAUUACAAGGCGCCAAGCUGUCAAGUUAUUGGCAGAUAUGUUACUUGAGCGCUCAAAUUCAGCGGUAAUGACUCGUUAUGUCAGCUCAAGAGAAAACUUACGGAUUCUAAUGAAUCUUCUGAGAGAAUCUAGCAAAAGCAUACAAAUAGAAGCAUUUCAUGUUUUCAAGCUAUUUGCUGCGAACCAAAAUAAACCAGCCGACAUCAUAAGCAUACUUGUUACAAAUAGAAGCAAGCUUCUAAGACUACUGGGUGACUUAAAAAUCGAGAAAGAGGAUGAACCAUUUGAAGCUGACAAAGCUCAAGUUAUGAAGGAAAUUGCUGCCCUUGAACCUAAGAGCGACCCUUAAGCUCCAGAUUGAGUCAAGUUGCAAGUUGCAUUGCCGCAUUUUAUUUUAUUUAAUUGUGCAUCGUUACAGUUCUUUUAGAUUUAAUCAAGAUGAGGCUAUAAUUAUACACAAUUUCAAUGUUUCCGCUCUGAAAUUUUAUUUUGGUUAUGUAAAUAUUUAGAUGAAUAAAUAGCUAAAAUGAGCUACAUGCAUGCAGUAGCUGCACAUGACUUUCCUGGUGUUGGAAAGUUUUAUCACUUUGCCCCGCAACCGAGUAGUUUGUAAGUUGCGCAAAUUGCACCAUGAUUUUAUUCUGUUACUUAUGUA
Molecule: messenger RNA, 1687 nt
Organism: Lotus japonicus
Lineage: Eukaryota; Viridiplantae; Streptophyta; Magnoliopsida; Fabales; Fabaceae
Product: putative MO25-like protein At5g47540
Exons: 11
Coding region: 374-1381 (335 amino acids)
Biological process (GO): intracellular signal transduction
Molecular function (GO): protein serine/threonine kinase activator activity
Source: RefSeq, a predicted model, not a curated record